AUGGCAUCUAAAGAUUUCAUUGAUGUUAAUUUGAAUUGCUUUUAUUCAAUACAAAUGAAUAAUGAACGUGAAGAAGACGAUGAAAUUGAUUUAACAAUUAUUCAACAUACAUCAUCCAUGGAUUCACUUGAACAAAAUGAAUCAAAUAUUCAAAAUCUUCGUUUUAUUAGUGGUUGUCACAAAUGGAUAAAUACAAAUAAUAAUAAUAAUAUUCGUGUAGAAAAAUCAUAUAUGAUUAAUAAUGAUAAUGAAAAUUUAAUUCAUGAAAAAACAUUUUCAAUAAAUAAUAAAAAUAUAAAUGAUAUUGAAGAUGAUGAAAAUACUUGUAAUUCGAAUCAAACGGAUUUAUCACUUAAUCAUUUUGAUGUACAAUUACAAGUUACCAAUGGUCAACUUGAACAAGCAACUCGUUAUGGAGUUUUUUCAUCAUUAUUAUCCAAAGAUUUAAGUUUAGUUAAAUUAGAUCAAUAUUCACAAACAAUUGAACCUGAAAUGGAUAUGGAUAAUAGAGAUGGAAAUAAUAAUUAUUAUACGAAACAAUAUAAUGGAAAUGGAAAUGAAAAUGGAAAUACUAAUAAUAAUUAUAAUAACAAUAAUAAUGAUGGUUCAUAUCGAAGAAAUCAGCAAACAAAUGGAUCAUCAGGAAAUGGUGGAAAUGGAAAUGGUUCAAAUCCAAAUCGAAAUAAUAAUAAUAAUCCAAGACGACCCAAUGAUGAUGGUAGUGGAGACAAUGGAGAUGAUGAAGAUGAAAAUGAAACCGAUGAAAGUUUAGUUCGUCGAUUAGGUUUUCGACCAAUUGAUAAUGAAAUCAUACGUUUAAUAGGUCGUAUACGUCGUUUAACAAAUAAACAAUCAUUUGAUCAACGAGAUUUUGAAAAUAUGCAAUAUUUAAUUGAUGAAUUAAUACGUUUACAACAUUUAGAAAAUAGUUCACAAGAACAUUUAGAAAAAAUUAUUCAUCAUCUUAAACUUUAUCGUGUAUUACGUUCAAAAUCUCAUGCAUUACAAUUUAUACAAGAUCGUUUACCACGACGUACAACUAAAUCUAAUAAUGAUAAUAAUUCCAAUGUAUUUGAUAUUUGGCGUGAACGAGAAAGACGUGCACGACUUGAUUCAAAAGAUAGUUUAGAAGAUGAAGGACAAAAUAUUAGUGGACAACAAUCACAAGAUAAAAUAGAAUUUAAUUAUUCAACAUCACCAACUAUUCAUUCAAAUAAUUCUAAUAAUAAAUCAAAAGUUAAACAAAUGGCAAGACAUAUUGAUACAAAAUCAGGAUCAUCAUGUACAGGAGGAGAUUAUGUAGUACGAAGUUCAUCACCAUCACCAAUAAAUCAAAAUCAAGCUUCUGAUCGUUUAUAUAGUGAAGCAUUUAUUGAAGAUCGUUCACGAACGAGAAAACAUGUAUCACCAAUAUCAUCAUCGGAACAACGUCGUGUACGACAAAUGGUUGAUCGUCUUGAAUCUUCAUCGACAUCAUCAGCUAAUCCAAGAGUAGAAAAAACAUUACCAACAACUAAAUCUUAUCAUGAAGAAUAUUCAAAUACAUCAAGAAAUGUUACAUCAUCACCAAAUGUUAAACGAAUAACAAGAAGAGAAAAUCAAGAAUAUUCUGUAAGAAAUGGAAGUAAUGGAAGUUUUGGUUUUCGUCAAAGAAGUCCACGUGAAGAUAUUCAUAUUCGAGAUAAUAAUUCAAAUAUGAGAAGAUAUGAAAUUGGACGAAACGAACCUAUGAAUUCAGGACGACAUACUACUAGUGGAACACAGAUGGACGAAUAUCCAACUUCAGUUAUUCCGGGCGCUGAGACAUCUGUUUCAAUGGUUCGCGAUAUUCGUACUCGUUUUUAUGACGAUGAUUCAACUCUAUCACGCACUUAUCAUGAUAAUAUUCCAGUUAAAGUUGAUGUUGAAACAUUGUAUAUAUUAGAACAAAAAUCUGUACCACCAACUACAAAUAUUUAUACACCUGAUUAUGGAUAUAAUCGUUCAUCAACAUUAGAUCGACAUGAUUUUGCUGCACAAACAACAAUACCAAUAGUAAAUAUAAAACCAUCUAAUCGACCAAUUGGUACACAAGUUAAUUCAACUAUUGAACAAAAUACAGUUUCUGCUCAAACAACAGAUUCAUUACAUCGACCAAUAAGAGAACGACAAUGUUUAACAGUAGGAUCUAUUGAUAAUGAUGAAGCAAGUGAACUUAUACGAACAAAAACAACAACAACAACAACAAAAUAUGAAGUAAAACGACGACAUUCAAGUCAUCAUACAAGUGAAGAUGAAGAUGAUGGUGGUACAACAACUAUUGUUUAUACGGAUGAUAAAGAAAAUUAUCAAGCAAUAACACAACCACCAAUUGAUGAUAAAAUAAAAGAAAUUUCUGACCGUACAUCAUAUACUCAAGUUUCAUCACAUGAACGUACUGAUCAAAUAAGUGAUACAAAUCGAAAUGUUGUUCGUCGUCAUAUUGAACAACAUGAUUAUAAUGAAAAUGAACAUCAUUCAUUAGAAGUUUAUGAAAUUCAUAAUCGUGGUGCAUGUAAAUGUCUUGUUGUAUCUUAUGAAGAAAAAACUCAAUAUGGUUCAGAAACACGUUUUGAAAGACAACUUCAACGUAUUGAACGUACAUAUACAGAUGAAGACUUAAAAUCAACUGAAUUACAUGUUAUUGUUACAACAUCAGAUGAAAGUUAUCAAUUAGUUCGACGUGAAUAUAGUUUAAAUAAAUAUAAUGAAGAAGAAAAAACAUAUGAUAAAACAAGAUAUCCAUCUAUAGCAAUAAAUUAUUAUACAAAAGAUGGAGUUCGAAUGAGAACAGAACAAAGUCGUAAUCUUGAAAAUUUACCUUUAUUUAUUCGUUGUGAAAUUGAAUAUGAACUUAAUCAUUAUGGUAGUGCACAAUUAAUAAUAUUAUCUGUAACAAAUGCAGAACGUCGUCAAAUGAAUAUUUCAACUAAAAAAGAAAUUGUUGAUGAAACCAUAUCACGUCUUGCUGGUCGUUUACCACCAAAUAGUCCUGAAUUAGAAAAUGAAAUUUCUCGACAAUUAACUGAACAAAUAUCAUUAUUACAUCUUGUUGAUUAUUCAUCACGUGAUGAUUAUAAUCAAACAAAUUCAACUGAUUUACGUCGUGUAUCACGUAAUGAUGUCAUAACAUCGUUACGUAUUGUUCAACGUUAUCGUACUAUUAUACAUCGUCUUUGUCAUUUAUAUCGUUCACAUCUUCGUUUAACAACUCAAGCUGAACAACAACGUUAUUUAAUAUUAGUUGCACGUGAUGAUUAUUAUUUAUUAGAUUUAGUAUCUCAAACAGCAAAUAUACCAACAAGUAAAUAUGAUAUUCAACAAGAUGAAGUAUUUCAACGUGAAGUUCAUCCUGUUCCUCAGGAACCAUUUGAUUAUGCUAAAUAUCGUCGUGAUAUUGAACAACAACAACGUAUACUUGAACAACAUUAUCGUAAAAUGCAAAAUGUUCCACCACCACAAGAACAAUCAUCCGAAGCCGAAUUUUAUCUUGGCUCUGGACGUCGUGCAUUAAUUGAACGGGAAAUUCAUUCUAUGCGUGAAUCUAUACGACCACAUGAACAUGCUCCACCACGCUAUAAACAUGAACCUUCACGUCGUUCAUUAUCAAUAAGUUAUACAGGUGGACAACGUUAUGUACGUGCACGUAUUAUUCAUGUUAAAGAUUUUUAUGAUGCAAAUCAACAAGAACAAGAACAACAACCACAAAAUGCAAAAGAACAAGAAUUAUUUGUUCGUGUUGAUGAUUAUAUUAAUGAAUCAGCAGCAAAUACUUUACGUCGUUCAUAUUCAACUGAUUAUUUACAAGAAGAUGGACCACGUUCAAGAAUUCGAUAUAUGCGUAUACCAGGAGAAACAAUUAGAAUUGAAGAAAAAACAACCUAUGAAUAUAAUGGAGUUAUGUAUGCUGAUUUACCUUAUGCAUUAAAAUAUUGGAAUAUACUUUAUAUCCUUGAUCGUGAAGCUCGCGAAGGUCGUCCACUUGGUUCAUCAUUGCCACAAGUUAUUGUCAAUGAUCCAUAUCGAACAGUGAUACCACCAUUAACUCAACAAGAAAUUCGUGCAACAGCACAACAAGUUCUUUCACCACAAUAUUAUCCGCGAUCACAUACAGAUCAAACAUUACGUUGGUUUUUAUCACGUGAUAAACGUACUGAAAUUGAAUCUGCUAAAUAUUUACAAGCAUUAAAUCAUUAUCGUCAACAACAACAACAAUAUCAGCAACAACUACAAAAACAACAAUUACUGCAACAACAGCAACAACAAGAGCAGCUAUAUCAACAACAACUAUUACAACAACAACGUCAACAAUAUGAACAACAACUACUACAACAACAACAACAACAGCAGCAGCAGCAGCAAUAUGAACAACAACUAUUACAACAACAACUACUACAGCAACCACAAUAUGAGCAGCAAAUACUACAGCCACUGCAAUAUGAGCAAGAAAUACUACAAAUACCACAAUAUGAGCAGCAAAUACUACAGCCACCACAAUAUGAGCAACAAAUACUACAGCCACCACAAUAUGAGCAGCAAAUACUACAGCCACCACAAUAUGAGCAGCAAUUACUACUGCAACGACAGCAACAAUAUGAACAACAACUACUACAGCAACCGCAAUAUGAGCAGCACCUACUGCAACAACAAUAUGAGCAACAACUACUACAACAGCCACAAUACGAACCACAACUACAACAACAACAAUAUCAGCAACGAAUACUACAUCAACAAAAGCUUCCACCAUAUUAUCAACAACAACAAGCUAAUGUUAGCGUUCAUGAUGGAAAAAUAGGUGUAGCAAAAAAAUAUUAUGUUACGGAAAAAAUUGUUCAUUAUAAAAAAUUGCCUGAUCGUUUUGUACCUGUAGUAGUUAAUGAUCGAGCACAAUCAAUCGAUAAUAUUCAUCAUCGAUCACCAUCAGCAACUCGAAUGGUUCGAGAAUCUUUUCAUUCACAAAAACAAUUACAUCAUUCACAUAAUGAAAUACAACGUUCACAAUCACAACCACGUCAUGAAUAUCAACCUUCACCAUCAACAUUUACAUCUGAUGUUCGAACACAAUUACCAUCAUCAUAUGCACCUUUAUCACGACAUCAUUCAGUUCAUGAAUUACAUAUUGCAUCAACAUCAUCUCGUGCACCAUCACCAUCACCAUCACUUCAUAGUUUGCAUAGUAAUUAUCAAUCUCAACAUCAUCGACGACCAGUUGCAUUUAAUACUCGUUAUCAAACACGAUAUCCAACACAACGACCAAUGCAACAACAACAUCAAAAUGCAUUAUUAACUGAAAUAAUUGAUAGUGGAACAGGUCAAAUGAUUUUAACGACCGGUCAAGAACAAUUACCAACAGAAGUACUAGGUCUCUUAAAUAAAUAUAAUUUACAAUAA
Rotaria sp. Silwood2 is the source of this 5409-nucleotide messenger RNA. Lineage: Eukaryota; Metazoa; Rotifera; Eurotatoria; Philodinida; Philodinidae. The record is from the annotation of a GenBank genome assembly.